This is a messenger RNA of Trichoderma aggressivum f. europaeum, 2805 nucleotides long. RefSeq lists its product as uncharacterized. The transcript has 2 exons. The record is from RefSeq and is a predicted model, not a curated record. The coding region runs from base 1 to 2805 and encodes 934 amino acids. Gene Ontology annotation, molecular function: protein binding. NCBI's taxonomy places the organism in Eukaryota, Fungi, Ascomycota, Sordariomycetes, Hypocreales, Hypocreaceae.
AUGAUAGCCACUUAUCAGCCGCUUUCAAUAUCAGAGCUUCGAUGUCUUACCCCGUUACUAGCUGGUGUCGACCUAAAACAGUUGAUCACAAAACGAUUCAUCUUCUUCUUGGAAGUUCGAGAGGAUGUCGUUUAUUUCAAUCACGGGUCAUCCAAAGAGUUUCUACUGAAGCGUUACAACCAUGAUGGCAAGGCGACGCCACAGAGACACGCGGAAAUUGCACUUCAUUGCUUGAGGACGCUUGUGUCAAGCGACUAUGAGACUAACGUUUCUAGAAGCACUUAUUUCUCUUCUUCACACUGGGUUAAGCAUUUAUUGCGGUCGAAAUUUGUGUCUGACAAUGAUACAAAAGGCAUCGGCCUCAAUAUCGCACUGAUGGACUUUUUAAACCGUGGCUUCACCUGGUGGCUCAGUGCCAUGAGCAAGACUAGCCACCCAUUUUCACGAGCAAAUAGGCAUCUCCUACGGCUUCGGGAUUACCUUACAAGUUUUACCGAUAAAAAAGCUCCACCUGAUGAUAUUAUCGUCAAUUUACUGGAUGCUGUGCGAUUCCAUAUUUUCCACGACAACGUGAGCGUGGACUACCCAAUGUACUCCCGAAACGAUGAUUCCACAGUCAGGCCCAAGGAUUCUCUUUUAUUCUACCCUUUCGAUGGAUUUAAAGUACAGUUACUCAAGGAGGAAUUCCCGCAGUUGUUAAAUGUCCCGGCGACGGAAUACAACGUCAACGAUAUGGUACUGAACAUCCGGUUUCCCAGUGAGGUUAACUGCUUCGCCUACUCUCCAGAUGGCCGCUUUCUCGCUUCGCCUUUGCGGGGAACGAGUGCUGAUGUAUGCAUAUGGGAUGCAUAUACUGGUACCUGCAUUAGAAUAGUUAGGACCCCUGCUCUAUUUCGGGGACAUUUGUCAAAUAUCGCCUUCUCAGCCUCGGGAGAGUUGGCGAGAACAUCUCGUUCUGCUAUAGAUGGUUACAACCUUUCUACACGCACCCACAUUGAGGGAUUCCCCCAAAAAGUAGCAGAAAGGCGUACCAAUUUAGAAGACCUUACAUUUUCCCCAGAUGGCAAGCAGUUGGUCGCGAUGACGUCCGCCAACAUUUUUAUUUGGGAUCUUUCGUCUUCCACUAAGCACCUAUACCCCCUUCCUGAGAGUCAGUACCCGAAGGCUAUAAAAUUAUUGGGAGAUGACAAAAUUGCAAUCACCUCCAACAAAGGCCUAGAGAUCUGGGGGUGGAAGACAGAGAAAAGGGUUCUUCAUACGCUUCACGAUGAUACGUGGGAGAUCGAAAGCCUGGCAUUCUCACCUAAACGCCAGUUGUUAGCAGCUGCGUUCAAAGAAAGGAAAUCUGAUGAGGAAACCGAAGACAACUACGCGAUCAAAAUAUGGGAAGUAAAUUCAGGAAAGCUAUUGCACACCUCUAAGGACCUCCAGGGCGGCACUUGGCACCUCUCUUUCUCGUUUGAUGGGACGAGACUGGCAGCAGCAGGUUAUUACGAUAAAUAUAUCAGCAUUUGGAACCUCGAGAAGAGGCACUUCGAUCACGGCGCCUUCGAACUGAUGCAAUAUGACAACGACAGUAGAGAGUUAUUCCAAUCAAUGGAAUUUUCUCCGAAAGAUCUCAGUCUGGCGACACUCUUCCACAAUAGGAACACAAAGAAACACGGCACGCGAAACGGCCGGCGUCAGUGGUGGAGCACUAUCCGGGUUUGGGAUGCGUCCGCUUUCGAAGACGGAGCAAACAAACGUCCCAUUCGGACGGACGGACAUACACGUGCCAUUCGCUGGGUGAAAUUCUCUCACAAUGGAGAAUUCUUUGCUACUGCUGAUUGCGGUGGAAAGAUAUGUGUUUGGGAUGGAGAAACAGGCAAUUACCAAGCUUCGUUUGAGAGUAAGAGCCGGCACUUUGGUGAUGAUAUAUCACUUUUAAUCUCGCCGGAUGAUCGGAGUCUAGCUACUUAUUCUCAGGGUGCCGAGUUAACUAUUUGGGAUACAGCAACUUGGUCUCCGAGACAAGAACUCAUCGGCUAUAAAAAAACGGUAUCAUGUGCCGCAUUCUCUCUGGAUGGGAAGCGCUUGGCUUCAGCUUCUCGCGGCGAAGCCAAUGAUCCCAUUGGAGCUAUUAAAAUAUGGAAUCUACAUGGAUUCUCGGGUACAGACGAGAUACUGAAAACGAAACCGACCGGUGGAACCGAGAUCGCAGACGAAUGGGCAUCGACAUGCAUGGCAUUUUCUCCUGAUGGGACACAGUUAGCUUGCUGCGCGGAUAAUUUAAAAAUCUGGAAGCUGAGCCCAGACGGUUCACUAAAUCUCCUCCAACAACUCGAUCAUGGCGGGAGAGAUAUUCCUCACAGCAUUUCUUUCUCUCAAGACGCCGAGUUCAUUAUUGGGUCUGGAUACUACCGUUUGAGCUUUUGGAAAAUAGAAUCCAAACAUUGCGAAAGAAGUAUCAACGUCGAAAUGUGGUUUCAGUCUCUGAAAUGGGACCCGGAGGAUCCACAAUACAUUUUUACAGACCUUGGCCCCUAUUACAUCGGAAAGGCCUUUGAUACUAGGAAUCCUAAAGAUACAUGUCGUGUCGGCGAUGACGUUAGAAUGCCGCCUGCAACGAGCCCGGAAUCAUCCUCGUGCACAUUGCAAAAAGAUGGAAGGGGCAUUCACUGGAAGGGCAAGAGCUUAGUCAAGUUCCCUGACCGAUAUCGCCCCCUUGUAUGGGACAAUUCUCUAUAUAUGGCUUCGAUUCAUGGAAGAAAGGUUGCACUGGGGUUUGAGUCGGGCCAUGUGACGUUGUUGAACUUUGGGGGAUGA